Aplysia californica (California sea hare) is the source of this 6575-nucleotide messenger RNA. Its product is annotated as copine-8. Gene Ontology annotation, biological process: cellular response to calcium ion. Gene Ontology annotation, molecular function: calcium-dependent phospholipid binding. NCBI's taxonomy places the organism in Eukaryota, Metazoa, Mollusca, Gastropoda, Aplysiida, Aplysiidae. The record is from RefSeq and is a predicted model, not a curated record. Bases 127 to 1809 code for a protein of 560 amino acids. The transcript has 21 exons. Gene Ontology annotation, cellular component: plasma membrane.
CAGUCGUACUUCCUGAAAGUUAUAAUUAGAUACAAAAAUAUUGUUUACUUCUUCUCUUCGAUCAGUGAUCACUGAUCAGUCAAGAAUUAAGAAUUGAAGACGUAGGACACAAUACUGAGAACAGCUAUGGCAGAGGCACAUGCGUUUCAACCUGGCACUGGGGUAGCACCAGCAACACUUGUGGAAUUAUCUAUUUCGUGCCGGAAACUUAUUGAUGCAGAUGUGUUUUCCAAGUCAGACCCAAUUGCGGUUAUGUUCAUUCAAGACAAAUCAUCUAGAGGUUGGAGAGAGUUUGGGCGAACUGAGAUCAUAUGGAAUAACCUGAACCCUGACUUUGUGAAGAAGUUUGUCAUGCAGUACUAUUUUGAGCAAUCACAAAAGCUCAAGUUUGAAGUGUAUGAUGUGGAUUCAGCCAGUUCUGACCUUUCGAAACAUGACUUUCUUGGCAGAAUGGAAUGCACCCUUGGAGAAGUAGUUUCUUCAAACAGAUUGAAUAAAAGAUUGACAGGCCCGAAGAAAGACAGUGGUAGUAUUAUAAUUGGAGCUGAGGAACUUAGUAGCUGCAAGGAACAAGCUCUGAUUCAGUUCAGAGCGCACAAACUGGACAAGAAAGAUUUCUUUGGGAAAUCUGAUCCGUUCCUCACCUUUUCCCGCUCUAAUGAAGAUGGCAGUUUCACAGUCGUGCACAGAACAGAGGUCAUUAAGCGGACAUUGAACCCAACUUGGCGGCCAUUUGCCUUGUCUGUCAGAGCUCUGUGCAACGGUGACUAUGACAGGUCCAUCAAAGUGGAGUGUCAUGACUGGGAUGCAGAUGGAGGCCAUGAUUUUAUUGGCGUAUUCACCACCACUUUGAGAGAACUGUCCAGAGGACCCGGUGCUAGCACAAAGUAUGAGUGCAUAAAUCCCAAGAAGCAACAGAAAAAAGGCAAGAGUUAUCAGAAUUCUGGAACGGUGGAGCUUAUGUCUUGCAGAAUUGAGAAAGUGUAUACAUUCUUGGACUAUGUAAGAGGAGGAACCAGGAUCCAUUGUACUUUUGCAGUAGAUUUCACAGCCUCUAAUGGAGAUCCAAAAUCUCCAGCUUCCCUGCAUUACAUGAAUCCAUACAGACCAAACCCAUAUGCCACAGCAAUCAAGUCUGUUGGUGAUAUUAUUCAAGACUAUGACACGGCAAAGAUGUUUCCUGCCCUGGGAUUCGGAGCAAGACUUCCGCCUGAUGGUGUUGUGUCUCAUGAGUUUGCUUUGAAUGGAAAUCCCCAAAGCCCUUACUGCUCAGGUGUGCAAGGUGUGCUUGAUGCUUACCACAAGACUUUGCAUUCUGUGCAGUUGUAUGGACCAACAAACUUUGCACCUGUUGUCAACCAUGUGGCCAAAUUUGCUUCAGCUACAAGAGAUGGCAACGACUACUUUAUUCUGCUGAUAGUCACAGAUGGAAUCAUCACGGACAUGCCGCAGACCACAGAGGCUAUCGUCAAUGCAGCAAGCUUGCCAAUGUCCAUCAUCAUUAUUGGUGUUGGUGAUGCUGACUUUGAUGCAAUGGAAGUCUUGGAUGGAGAUGAAGUGAGACUGUCUUCAAGGGGCAGGGUAGCAGAGAGAGACAUUGUGCAGUUCGUCCCGAUGAGAGAAUUCUUAGGUCGCAACGGAGAAGAUGUGGUGUCUGUACAGGCCCGGCUUGCCAAAGAAGUCCUGGAAGAGAUCCCCGACCAGUUCUUGUCCUACAUGCAGAAGCACAAUAUCAAGCCAAAACCCCCACUGUUGCAGCGUCAGGACACAAUCUCCUCAAUAAGGUCCCUACCCAUGUCGGAGCAGUGAGGUUUGCCUUCAUCAUCGCUACCUGCUGGAGCACAGAGGUUAUCUGCUGGAGGUUCUUCAACUUACAGUAUGAUAAACUGUUACAUUUCUGGUGAACUACCUCUUGUUGGGGUCAUAACGUGCGUGGAAGUGCUGUAAGUGAUAGAUGAGAGCUGUGGAGAAAGGGAAGGGUGUGGAUUCAUUAUCAAUUAUCAUAAAUUGUACUAUCUCUGGUUUCAUGAAUUGGGAGCGAAAGACCCCGUAAAAUGGAGUGAGAGAGCUUAAACACAACCUUAAUAAACAUCUUGGUAACUAAACCCAUUUUCAUGAUUUUAAAAAGUGGGAAAAUGUCAUAACUGACAGAGAGAUUGUUUUAGACAAAGAAAGUUCCUGUACUAUAUAAAGUCAUCUUUACCAGUGUGCUGAGGGGAGGUCUUAUUUUUCUCCAAUCUGUUGUGAAUGGCUCAUUUGUAACUCCCGACAAAGCUCCGCAGUCUGUGAAAUUUGAAGCCUUUAUUACUUCUUUGAGAACAGGUCUCAAACCAGAUAUCAUUCUCUGGUCAGAAACUGAUGCUAAGAUCUUCUUAAUCGAGCUGACUGUUUCAUACGAAAGUAGGAUAGAUGCAUAGCACCUAUUUAAGUUGACAAAAUACGAAGAUCUCUCUUCUCAACUCCAAGGAGAGGGCUAUAGCUCCAAGGUCAAUCCAGUAGAAGUGGGUGCACAAGGGUUUGUUGCAGCCUCAACAUUCACACUGCUGGGCAGCUAGGCCUCUAAGGAAGGAAGAGAAAGGCAGCCAUCAAGAACAUUUCAGAAAUGGCAGAAAAGUGUUGGAGCUGGCUGUGGACGAGACGUAAUGAAACUUCCAUUUAGAUGUACAGUUUUUUAAUCCUUAAAGUGUCAGUCCUUGACAAAACACGAUACACAUACAAAAAACUAGAUAAUCCGGCAUUAAAUUGUGUUCCCCACGUGAUUUUGACUAAUUUUGGGUCGCUGAUCACGAAAAUCUUAUUAUUGUUUUGAUUUGACCAAUGUUUGGGAAGUUUUUGGACCACAUUUUCAACUAUUUUUGUGGGAAAAGUAUGAAAUUUGGGCGAGUCCCAGUCUUCCAAGGCUGUGAGAUGACUUUUCUUUUUCCAGAUUUACCAGUUGCUUGUAUGAAUAGAAAGAGAGAAAAAGUCUUUGCUAAGAAUUGUUGGAAUGUUAUUUUAUUAUGUCAUCUAUUAUUGCUUGACUUGUAGUUAGUUCUGUGUGCGAUUUUUAUUCAACUUUCCAGCAUUGUCUGUGAACCUGAUAAGUAUAUUGUGUCGUCAGUGCUGGCAGGUUGACUCUUUGUUUAUAUUACUGAAACCUGUGAUGUUUAUCCCUUUUUCCCCCCCAAGGCUUGGUACAGUGUGAGUACGAGUUGGGGAUUGUGGGCAGUACCAUUGUUUAGUGGUAACACAGAUGACUGAUGUUUUCUUUAUGUUGUUUUGGUUUCUGUGUACCCGUACAGUAUUGUUGCACAACACUGCUCUGGGAAGUGCACCUUAUGGCCAGCAUUCUAGACUCGGACUCAGAUUUAUUUUUCUUUGAAUGUUUUGUUUGGUCUGUGAUCUGUCCUGGAUUGUGAAGGAGACCACUGUUGAUUUCCAUCAAUUAUUCAAAUUCUGUUGUGAAAGUCUGUAACUUGACCUCUGUACCAUGAUCUUCAUCUGUAGUCUUCCAAGUACUGCUUAGUCCCCCCCACCCCCUCACCCCUUUCAAUGUGGGUUAUUGCUCCAGUUGUCCAUAACUCUGCUGAUACCGAUAUAUUAUUGAUCUUUUGCUGCUGUGGAAAGCGAGGGCUCUAAUUUCUGUAUUUUCUUUUGAUGAAAUAUUAUUACUUAGUUCUUUGAUUUUUGUGAUACUCUUUGUCAAAUAUUUUUAUUUUUGCUUCUUUUUGAGGCUGAGUUCAACUUGGCAGUGUGUGUUUGUACGACACUGUAUUUGUUAGAUUUUUGGCAGCCAAUUUAAGAUUGUGUUUUAAAAUCAAACUAUUUCAAAUACGUGCUACAGAGGUUUAAUUUUGGUACCUGUCCAAACAUAAAGCCAGGUGUACACAGAAAGUGGGUCUUAAGUCGUAGUGCAGCUCUUGUCUUUUCUCCGACUCAUUAGACUGUUUGGUGGUAGCCUGUUGGUGAAAGUCCUCUAAAAUAUUGCUUUCUGUCUUAACCCUAUUACUGGCAAGUACAGAUGAGAUCGACAUUUAACUUACAACCGCCGCCAGUCGUGACUCUGCAAGUCGGUGAAAAUGGCUUCAUCGGGUCGGCAGUUUCCAAGAUUUCCGGCACAUUUUAGGGGAGAAAUGUCAAAAUCGUAAUUUUUUUUUUCAGUGUAUGUUAUAGCUUUUUUUCAAAGAACUUUCCAAAUAUAGAGUUUUCUGUGUCUUUUUAUCUAUCAUAAGUACUUAUUUCUUACAUUUAAAGGUGCAUCCUUGUUCCUUAGACUCUCCCCUGAUAAGUGCAAGUUGACCGUUGACAGCACAUGUAAUAGGGUUACUACAAUGAUUUAUAUCCUCCUGCUAAUUUUAAGCUUUUGUGUGUUUUAAAAAUAUGUUGAAAACUUAUGACCAGAAUUUCCACAAUAUCACAUAUUGAUAAAUAUUAGGAGUGAUGAUUUGAUAUCUCACUCAUGAUCAGCUCAAUCUUGUUUAUAGUUUACAGUGGUUUUUUUCAUCAGUGACCAAUUGUCAUUGAUUUGUAAAAGGCAUAAUGGUUGGGGGGGGGGGGGGGGUUCUUUUGCCAUUGUCAGAAGUCACUGUAUCUUGUCAAACAAAUGCCAUGUAUGAAAGUGAAAGCUUUUAUUGUUACUUAACACCGGAUAGAAUGAAACAAAAUUUUUGUAAGCAUGACACCUACUUAACCUACCAUAAGUUUUUACGCUUUUACUACCUGAAAUCUGCUGCUUUUUAGUUUUGAGUUCUUGUGUUACAAGAAACGUCAUCUUCCUAUUUAGGAACAUGUUUCCAUUUAGUGUGAUUUAGGGUAAUAUUAAUGGUGUACAUUCCUCCUUUGCUGUGUUGCAGUUUGUUCUCUCCUUUUCAUAAAAAGUAAAUGCUGCUGUUCUUGCCACCCUAUUCUCCUCUAGUAUUCCUCACCCAUUGGUGUCUGUGGUGUAGCAGUUAGUCACUUUGCUGUUGUAUGCAGGUGACCUGAGUUAGAUUCCCAAGUGGGGAGAACAUUUUUAUCUAGUAUCUCAGUCUUUCUGCUGGGAUGUGGUAUCCCUCUCAGUCCAGGUUGGCUGAGAUCUAAAUUGUGUCGAUGGGGGAUUAAACAACACCUACAUUAAAUAGAGUAAAAAAUAUUCCCCCCACUUAUGUAAACUCAGCUGCAGCAUGUACUUUGUAAUAGAAGAGCAAAGAAUAUAAGCCUAUAUUAUGUAUAAAAGAUCUGUGAAUUUAUGUUCUUGUUCAAACUUCAGUCUGUUGCCCAAAUAAUUAUUGGUAAAAAGAAGGUUCUGAAAGAAAAGACUAAGAGAACAGUUUUUGUUAUGACUGUGAGAAUGAGAACUAUGUUAUUAAUUAAACAGUUAAACUGAAUCUGUUAAUCUAAGUAUCAUGUACAUCGUGUUUCUUUGACUAGAACAGAAUUAUUGAAGAUUUGAAAACACAACAAUUAGGAGUUCAAGUUCAAUACAGUCAAACCUUGUUGGCAUUGCCAGAUAGCUGCUCAAUGAUCUAAAGGAUUGUGAGGAGUCGUGCUCAAGUCUUUGUGAAAGGUCUGAGGCGGCCUGAAGAUGAUGAGUAUAGGGUUUUUUAAAAACAAAAAAGAACUGUACGUCUUCAGUGUCCUUGACACAAAUUAUAAGCUUAGCUUAAGAUCCGGCAGAAAUUUCCAAUUUGAAUUUAUGUAAAGUUCUGUUGGAGCUGCAAAGGUAUUGAUUGCUACUUGUUUUGUUCCCAUGUGCAUUGCAAUCGCGCUAGCAAAUAUGAGACAAGACUGACCACAGUUUGUCUCUAGUCUCUUCCAGUCUACCAUGAGUCGAGAUGGCAAUCGAUGCCAUCCCAUUAUACCGCCAGCCCGGCUGGUCUGCCAACUUCAUACUCAUCCAUAGGUAGGUGGUAUAUCAGGGUUUGACUGUAUGUGAAAUAUUAAUUCGAAUUUAAAGAAAGUAAUUUCAGUUUGAAACUGUCAUUAAAGUCAUUAAAGGGUACAAAAUUUACUCCUUAUUUUCAGGUCACCACUAUUUGAAUUUUUCAUUUUAGACACAAAGUUUUCUUGUUUUUUGUCAUAGCUUUCUCCUGAUGAAGUGUCACACGCAUCUUUUGCGAAUGAGCCUUUCUUGUUGAAUAUAACAUAUUUUUAAGAGAUCUGAUCAAGUGUCUUCAUGGUUACAAGCUGUGUUCCUUUGUUUUUGCAGAAUUUUAUGAAUGUUUUCAGUGUACAUUUAUUCCAAGUUAAACUAAUUAUUUGUGAUAUUAUUACCAGGUGCAUUGCUUGUUAUCCUUUUCAUUACUUUUUUAAUGGUUGUGUACUCAUGAGAAAAUAUUUUUUUUUAAUUGCAGGAAGUUCAUCUUGCUUGGAAAUUUGUGAACAGAUGGUUGGAGGGUGCCACUGGUGGUAGUUCCUACUUCUUUUCUCUCCUCCCUCUGUUGUUUCUGUCCAUCUUACUCUUUCUCUGCACCAAGUGACUGUUAUGGUGCCGAUAUGCUUUUUGUUAUUCAAAGAAAAACAAGCAAAACAUGUGGGAAAUUUGUGAGCCUGUGGUUGGCACUUUGUGUUCUCAAUUUUCCAGUUGAUCCAGCUCAUUCCAAAAAAACCCACAAAAA